Molecule: messenger RNA, 1041 nt
Organism: Nicotiana attenuata
Lineage: Eukaryota; Viridiplantae; Streptophyta; Magnoliopsida; Solanales; Solanaceae
Exons: 1
Coding region: 1-1041 (346 amino acids)
Molecular function (GO): catalytic activity
Source: RefSeq, a predicted model, not a curated record
AUGAUAAUUUGUACUUGGAACAUAAGGGGGCUGAACAAGCCCCAUAAGCAGAAGGAACUGAGAAUCUUUCUGCAAAAGAAUAAGAUUGAUAUCCUUGGAUGUCUAGAAACUAGAGUAAAAGAAAAAAACGGCAAAAAAAUAUUACUGUAUAAGGUAGCAAAGGACUGGGGUUACUGCUAUAACUACACUGAAGCUGAGAAUGGAAGAAUAUGGCUAGUUUGGAGAACAAAUUUAACAGUAAACAUAAUCCAAGUUCAUGAACAAUUCAUCCACUGCCUAGUGAUGGACACUGUGACUGGAUAUAGGAUUUUGCUUACUGUAGUGUAUGCCAGGAACAAACAGCAUGAGAGGGAUAGACUAUGGAAUGAUGUACAGCAGUUAGGGGGACAAGUACAAAUGCCUUGGCUCAUAAGUGGUGACUUCAACAAUGUCCUAACCACUGAUGAUAGGUUAGGGCAACCAGUCACAAUGAAUGAAGUACAGGAAUUUAAGGAGUGUAUGGACAAUAUGCAAAUGACCCCACUGAGAGCAAAGGGUUGUUUCUUUACUUGGUGUAACAAGCAAAGUACAGAUGAUAGAGUGUACAGUAAGAUAGAUUGGGCAUUUGGGAAUUUUGAAUGGACUAAAGUGUAUGGGCAUGUGGAAGUUGAUUGUUUGGAGCCUGGGGUAUCUGAUCACUCACCUUUAGUGAUCCAAAUAUGGGAAAGAAGGAGUUUGCACCCCAAACCAUUCAAACUGUAUAUGGUAACUAUGGAGCAUAAGGAUUUUAAACCUGCUGUAGAAAGGAUUUGGAAGCAGAAGAUGGGGAAUGAUCCUAUGGCUGGUAUAUGGCUGAAGUUACAAAAACUGAAAGGAGAGACUAGAAGCUUGAACAAGGAGAUGGCAAGAUAUACUCAGAGAUUGACCCAAAUCAGACAGAAGCUGGAAUGUACACAGGCAAACCUGAUAUUGGAUCCCUUUAAUCGGGUUUGGAUAGAUCAGGAAAAGCAAACUCUCCAGGAUCUAGAAAAGUGGAGUACUAUAGAGGAAAGAAUCCUAUGA